Molecule: messenger RNA, 1570 nt
Organism: Onychomys torridus (southern grasshopper mouse)
Lineage: Eukaryota; Metazoa; Chordata; Mammalia; Rodentia; Cricetidae
Gene: Tmem100
Product: transmembrane protein 100
Exons: 3
Coding region: 386-790 (134 amino acids)
Biological process (GO): cellular response to BMP stimulus
Source: RefSeq, a predicted model, not a curated record
GUCGGCCGUGCCUGUUGGUUGCCUCCUGCAGCUGUCUCAGUCGGAUUCUGGCUGAGAAAGACCUGACUUGUGCUUUUACCAAGGCCCAGUGGGUGACAGGCUCCUUCCCAGAAGCUGAAGGAAGAUACUCAGCUGGUCCUUCUCUCCCAAGUCAAGUGCCUUUCCCUGGUAAUGGACUGCCUUUCCAUGAGGUAAAAGAACGCAAUAAGUGAAGAAUGCUCCUGUGUGUCCUGGGAUGGCAGGUGUCUCUGCACCUCCCUGCUUUCAUUUGCAUCCCGUGCUGGUGGCUUAGCUGAUGUCCUCUGCCUUCUUCUUCACAGCUUCCACCCUGGCCAGGCUUUCCAAAUCUAGCCUGUGAGGCCAGGUAGGAAACAUCCCCAGAAAAAUGACAGAAGAACACAUAAAAGAGAACCUGGGAUCCCCAACGUCUCCCACGCCCGUGAUAAUGGAGAAAAGCCCUAAGAGUGAAGUUGUGGUCACCACGGUCCCCUUGGUCAGUGAGGUUCAGCUGACGGCUGCCACAGGGGGUGCCGAACUCUCCUGCUACCGCUGCAUCAUCCCCUUUGCUGUGGUGGUCUUCAUCACCGGGAUCGUGGUCACCGCUGUGGCUUACAGCUUCAAUUCUCACGGUUCCAUCAUCUCCAUCUUCGGCCUGGUCCUUCUGUCCUCUGGACUUCUUUUAUUAGCCCUCAGCGCCUUGUGCUGGAGGGUGAGACAAAAAAAUAAGAAAGUCAAGAGACGGGAGAGUCAGACCGCUCUCGUGGUAAAUCAGAGAAGCUUGUUUGCUUAAGACUGAGUGAGACCAAACGGGAAAUUUCACCCUAACGCUGGGUUCCAACUUGCUGAGUUCAUUCAUAGGGAACCAGCCCAGGAGGGAAGGAGCUCAACUUUGAAAUGGACUACCAAAAUGAAAUGGGGUAUGGAGAAGACUGACAAUGAGGGUCAAGACAGUUCCCCUUUGUAGGGAAUAACAUCUUUAACGACAAACUUAAUCCUAAGGGCUAUUCCUAAGACAAAAGAAUCAGCUUUCUUUUUACCUUAUGCAUUUGGGGAACAUGGGACAUGCACAACAACACUAAAUAGCAUUUGGUUCACCUUCGAGAGUACCCAGAGGAUGAUGGGCAAAUAACAAGAAUCCUGGUGUACCAGGUCCGUAAAAGAAAUAGCCCAUGCUCUGCAAAGUGGUGUUAUAAGGAUGUUCCGCCAAAGGCCUGCAUUGACUUGGCAUUCCUAUGUACCUACAAAGUUCUGUUAUAUAUUUUUUCCACUAAGUUGAUUCUCUCGCCUCCCUUUUAAAAAGGUUUUCACUUUGAGUAACUCAUCACUAGUGGUACUUUUUCUUGAAGAGUAGGCUAAUUUUAUAUAUAUAUAUAUUUUAACAAUGGACAAUUUUAGAUGAUCGUAAUGAUAUAUCAGAAGAAAACAGAAAAGUAGGAGACAACACAAAUGGCUUGGGGGGUAAAUUAAUACUGAAAUAAUCUAAUAUAGCACCUUUGAUGUUUUUUAUACAAAAGUUUAAUGUGUAUUUCACUCAAAAUAAUAAAUACUCAUGGCUGCUGAAACUUCUUAA